Molecule: messenger RNA, 1355 nt
Organism: Drosophila innubila
Lineage: Eukaryota; Metazoa; Arthropoda; Insecta; Diptera; Drosophilidae
Exons: 3
Coding region: 47-1294 (415 amino acids)
Source: RefSeq, a predicted model, not a curated record
AGUGUUUCGAGACUACUUGCCGUCGUCGGACGUAUUAUAGUCAGACAUGGAUCAAAAGGUGGAACAACCAGUUGAAGCGACGUUAACAACGCCUGCUACAUCUGCGGACUAUAUAGAAAAAGCUUUGGCGCGUGCCUACAACAGCGAAAGCUUGCGAGUGGAAAGCUUUCAUAGUGAGGCCAUUACGCAGACUGGUGAGAACUUUUGCAGCGUCAUCUACCGGCUUAAAGUAUCCUAUCGCAAGAGUGAGAAUGCACCGUUAGAGCACGGCAAUUACAUAGUAAAGGACUUAAUUCCCGUUAUGGCCGAACUUGGCUCCAAUGAGAAACUAAUGUUCGAAGAAGUGCUGCCCGUUAUGGCGGAAAUAUUGGAUAAAGCUCCAUCGACGCUGGGGGAAAAAAAGCUGAGUGCUGAUUGUUUGUACGUGGAGCGCUUUAAAAACAAGGAACUUUAUUUGUUGGAGGAUCUUGGGGCAUUGGGCUAUGUUACAUUAAAUCGCUACAUUGGUCUGUCUGCGGAAGAUGCCCGUUUGUGUCUUCAAAAGGUCGCACAGUUCCACGCUGCCUCCAUGGUGUUGUUACAUGAGCAACCAUCGUUGGUGUCGAAUUUGGCCCCCUCACAUUUUAGCAAGGGCUUAGAAGACGCCUUUACCCAUGUACUUAUCGUCAAAGGCACAGAGUUUGCAGCUGAUGUGGUCGACGGACUUCCAGGCAUGUCUUCUAUAGCAUCAAAAAUGCGAGCUCAAUUACCAGAGGAGUAUGGAAAGCGAAUUCGUGCUGUUGUCGAUCCAAAAAACAGCGCGUUCCAAGUCAUUUGUCACGGUGAUCUCUGGGUAAACAAUAUAAUGAUCAACCAGGAAGAGAACAAAGCUAUUAUUGUGGAUUACCAAUGUUGUUUUGUUGCCAGUCCGGCAAUCGAUCUUAUGCUCUUUUUUUACACCAGCCUUCAACUAGACGUAUUACUACACCAACGGGAGAAUUUAUUAAAGUACUAUUAUCAAUGCCUUUGUGAGACGCUAGCUGCCUGCAAUUAUUCAGGAUCCAUGCCAAGCUAUGAACAACUCCAAGACGAAAUGCAACGUUGCCUUUUCUAUGGGUAUUAUGCAACCGUCUGUGAGCUGCCGAUUUGUUGUGCCUCCAAAGAAGCGUCCAAGGACUUUACAGCCCACACUUUCGGUAACGAGGAGGCAAUAAAAGCGAAACGCCAUCAGCUCUUUGACAAUGAGCGAGUUCUUCAAAUGUUGCAAGCAACUUUAGGGCACUUCGAAGAGCAAGGCAUUCUAGAGACGUUGUGAAAGAUAAUUCCUUCUGAUAGUAUUUUAGUGCAAUAAAACGUAACUUCUAUAGUAUUCAAAA